Ziziphus jujuba (common jujube) is the source of this 1206-nucleotide messenger RNA. RefSeq lists its product as uncharacterized. NCBI's taxonomy places the organism in Eukaryota, Viridiplantae, Streptophyta, Magnoliopsida, Rosales, Rhamnaceae. Bases 443 to 964 code for a protein of 173 amino acids. The transcript has 2 exons. The record is from RefSeq and is a predicted model, not a curated record.
UUGAUUGCUUCAUGGAACACCGCAUGCGCAUGAUAUACAAGUCCCUCCGUAGCUUUCUUUACUUCCCUCACUCAACUUGGCCUGCAAGUUUCAUGUGCGCUUCUUUCUUCAUCGUCCUGGAGCUCUUCCCAAAAGUUUUUUAAAUUUUCUCUUGUAAGAUUCUCGAGAAAAUUGAUUCAGAUAAAUUUUCUUAGAUUUUGAUAACGAUCAGGUUGUGACUAUUUAUUUAUUAUUAUAUAAAUUCUUUGUCGAUUUUGUUUUUGAAAUGCAUUCGGUUAUUUAAUGACGUUUCGGAUAAUGAAGACUAGCAAAGAGGAGGAGAAGGCGUUGUUUUCUGCUUUAAAUUUGUCGUUUUGGAGCUGGCUGAGUCUGACUACUUCGCCAUCGUUGAUUCACAGACACCUCAACAUCGGAGGCACUAUCAAGUAGUCCGAAAAGCGUGAUGGAGAAGAAGACAAGCACCGAACAUAAUGAUCAUAAAAAAAUCAGCAGCAAAGAAGUCCAAGAGGUCCGGUUCGUUAACGAAUGUCUUAGACUUGAGAAUGCCGAACUCUGCAACAAGAUUGAACACCUUCGACGCGAGAAUGCCGAACUUCGAUCCACCAUUGCUGAGGUCUUGAAACUCCUCUCUUCACACCGCCUCAACAUCAUCGGAGACAAUACCGCCGUAAUUGAUGAUAGUCACGGCUCCGAAGACGAACAAGUAUUCUCCAACAUCACUCCAACGAGCGUGGUGGUUAUUGACGGCCUAAGCCGUACCUCCACCAGAACUCGACCACAGGUCCCGAGUCCACUCGUUUCCGGAACGCAGCAAAGGGUGUAUGUGGCAGCUGGGUGUGGAGGGAAGAAGAGAGAUCAGGAAAAAGGCUAUGGAGUGCUGAAGAAUGUGCAACGUCCAAAAUCCUCUUUUGCUUACGUGGUCACUGACCCUAAUUUUAGAAGCAAAUAUUUGCUCGAUGCAUAGAAAUUUUUUCUUUUCUUUUUCAUUUGUUUUUUUUGGGUAUAUAGGAGAGAAUUGAUCAUGAUUGGGAUUAGGGUUAUGAAUAUUAAUGGACCUCUAGAUCUCUCCUACUUUAUUGCUUUGGUUUAAUUUUCAUUGAUUCAGUCUCAGAGUGACCAAAAUCUAAGGAAAGUAAGUAGUGGGAGGAUGAUAAACAAUAAUGAAAAAUGGAGAGGAAAAAAAAAGAAGAAAAAAAGAAAAAGAAA